Molecule: messenger RNA, 2012 nt
Organism: Oreochromis aureus
Lineage: Eukaryota; Metazoa; Chordata; Actinopteri; Cichliformes; Cichlidae
Exons: 6
Coding region: 113-664 (183 amino acids)
Source: RefSeq, a predicted model, not a curated record
UCUGAGUUUCUGCAGGGAAGUUGAAUUCAUGUCUAAAGAGAAAGACUCAUGAGUGAGACAGAAGCAGAGUGUGAUUUAGAGACUGCUCAAGCCAAACAGGACCAGAAGCACCAUGGCCUGCGCUGAUGUUGAUAUGGACAUCCAUGAUGAGGAUGAUCGGCACAGAGGUGGACAGAGGGAGCAGCCAGUAGUGCGUUAUUAUCAGGCCUCUGAGAUGAUACCAGACAAGAAAGGGCCACUGCACGAUCUGAUGCAGAAACAUCCAGCUGUGUUGGGGUCUUUGCAGAUGGUGAGUGGCCUCCUCAGCAUCGGAGUGGGAAUAGUUUUUGCAGCAACCCAGGAGAUCCAUGAGUCGCUUUUCUCUCUGUUCAGAGUUUCCCAACUGAGCGGCUCGCUGUUCAUAAUCGCUGGAAUUGUUUCCAACCUGUUGUUCAAAUACCCAGCAUUGCUUAGUGUGUGCCUCACAGUAAACGGCGGCUGCAUUAUUGUGGCCGUUCUUGCAGUUCUUCUGAUAAGCGUCGACCUGGCCAGGUGGGAUCCACAAAAUGAAGAUCAUCUGAGGCAGAUGGAGAUACUGGAGCUUUGUGUACUGGGGCUUGAAGUUUCCCUCUCUGCAGUCCUCUGCUUCUGGUUCUCCAAAGAGAAACGUGCGAAAAACAAAUAAUCAAACUGAUGAAAUUUGCUGAGAAGAAAGUGAGAAUAAAUAAUACUAUACUGUAAAUAAAGUGUUUGAAUGAAGAGGAAUAGGGAACAAUAUAUUUAUGCUUAAAAGAAGUUAAGUGAUGCAAACCUUUAGUGUUUUCUAUAGUCUGAGUGUGGCUUUCAGUUUUGUCUCAAUUGUCUAUACUGGAGUACAAACCCCCGCUGCACAGCCUGGGCUGUGGUCUGUGCGUAAAGACUGACUCGGACUGAGAACACAGGACUUGUGGUAAACGAGUGUCAGCUUCUCUCAUGUGCAGGAAAAACCACUUUUUUUCUACUCAGCCCCUGCAUCUCUUUGUUUAACGGUAGUGCUGAGUCUCUUAGUUCACUUCUGUUUAUUUGCAAGGGUCCCUCUGUGUGUGGUUUUUACACUCAUACUUUUUUAUCAGUGGAAAUAUCGGUUGCAUGUUUUUGCGUGCACUCACACUUUUGAGAUGUUUUCACGCACUGAGCGUUUUGCUCAACUUUGAAGACUUUUGUCUGUAAAAGAACAGCUUCCCCCAGUGUAACAACAAAUACAACCACGUGUUUAAAACGUUUUAAUCUUCUGUACAAGGACUGACUGCAAGAGAAGUGCGACAGUACAACAUUGUCGGGAUUGGUCAGCUAUGUUUCGUUUUGUAAAAUACAUCUACAGUAUAAACACAUGGCUAGCUUACAAAAAAAAUGUACAGACCUCUGACGUACCGUCACGACAGCGUAUAUUAUGUGUCAGUUAUACAUUUACAGUAUUGUAACGAAAUGUAAUAUGUAAUAAGUUGCAUUUUAGUCAUUAAAGUUGUAGUGCUGUGAAGCUUUAAUCCGCUUAUUUUUCCCGUCUCCUCGCCGUGAAGUACAAGCUGCUGCCUCCUGCAGACCUCAUAGCUGCAAAGAAAUGCAAAAGGAAAAAUGUUAAAAGACGUGUAAAAGAAUACUUUUUUUUAAUAUGCAAUCAGAAGGGUUUAAGUUGAGUAAACAUGCAGCAUUAAGCAUGUCAAGUCAAGAAAACGCUCCCAAUACACCUUUUAAUAAAGCAAAACCACAUCGCAUGCUAGAUGAACAUCUGUCAACUGUGAAAUGCUUAGUGAUUUUAAGGCAUCAGUGUUUCACACAACAUCAGGAAGGUGAGCAAAAUGUAGACAAAACUGUGCACCGUGUAAAGAAACGACCAAAACAACACAACCUUUAGCAGUUGAAAUAAAGAUGCCAGCUUUUUCUUUCAUUAAACGUUUUAUUUGUGUGGCAUUUAAAGCAAAAACAUUCUGAAUAGGCGAAGGUGUUUUUUCUAACCUGUAAUGUUGAUUAAAUGUAUUAAAGUUGGACAGAAAGUA